Molecule: messenger RNA, 6101 nt
Organism: Hirundo rustica (Barn swallow)
Lineage: Eukaryota; Metazoa; Chordata; Aves; Passeriformes; Hirundinidae
Gene: WBP4
Product: WW domain binding protein 4
Exons: 10
Coding region: 59-1222 (387 amino acids)
Biological process (GO): mRNA splicing, via spliceosome
Cellular component (GO): precatalytic spliceosome; nucleus
Molecular function (GO): RNA binding; protein binding; zinc ion binding
Source: RefSeq, a predicted model, not a curated record
GAGCGGAGGGCAGCGCGGGGCAGCGGAGCGGAGCGGCGGCGCUGCCGGGGCAGCGGCGAUGGCCGAUUACUGGAAAUCUCAGCCUAAAAAAUUCUGCGAUUACUGCAAGUGCUGGAUAGCAGACAACAGACCUAGCAUUGACUUUCAUGAAAGAGGAAAGAAUCAUAAAGAAAAUGUGGCAAAGAGAAUUAGUGAGAUUAAGAAGAAAAGCUUGGAAAAGGCAAAAGAAGAAGAAAACAUGUCAAAAGAAUUUGCAGCAAUGGAGGAGGCUGCAAUGAAAGCAUAUCAAGAGGAUAUGAAAAGGCUUGGAAUUAAGCCAGAUGAUGUAGGUUCCAGUUCAACACAGAGUAAAACGCAGAGUAACACAGUGGAAACUAAAGGAAAGAAAGAAAAGAAGGAAAAGAAAGAAAAGAAAAAAAAGACACCUCGGGAUGCCUCAAUGUCACCAAAAAUUGAAACAAAGGAGUGGGUGCAAGGAUUAUCUCCCGAAGGCUAUACAUACUACUACAACACAAAAACUGGAGAAUCACAGUGGGAGAAACCUAAAGGAUUCCAAGGCAACUCUCAAAACUCACAAACGGGAGCAGAGUGGGUGGAAGGUGUCACUGAAGAUGGUCAUACCUAUUACUAUAACACACAAACUGGAGUAUCCACAUGGGAGAAACCGGAUGGUUUUGUUUCAUCUUCAAAUGAGAAGGGUCAACGUGACAAGCCUGCAGAAACAACGUCUGAAUCAGACUCAGAAGAUAGUGAGAAUGAAGCAGAGAGUUCAGAAAGAAACUUCAAGAGGAAAGGAGAUAAUGGCGAAGAAUCAGAGGAAGGGAAAAAAUCUCCUAAAGCUAAAAAGUUAAGCCCUUACGGGAAAUGGCGAGAAGUUAAAUCAGAAGAAACCAUGGAUAAAGAGGAGAAUACAUCAGCUUCCCAAGAAACCUCUAGUGAUGAAUCCAACAAGACCAACCCUUAUGGAAAAUGGAAAGCACUUAAGGAAGUAGGGGAAGAACAAGAAGAAGCAGGUGAAAAAGUGGACCUGGAGCUUCCAAGCACAGAGAGUGACAAUGUAGCACCUGCAGUGCUAGAGGAGCCUGAAGAGGAAACAGUCAUAUUUAAAGAGAAGACAGUCACCUCCCUUGGAGACCUGACAGAAGGGGUGCCAACGUUUAAGAAGAGGAAAUUUGAAAAUGGAAAAUCUAGAAACUUAAGACAGAGACUGAGUGAUCAGUAGUACUUACCAAAUCAUUUUAGAGUCUUUACGCUAGAGUGAAUUGAAAGUUUAAUAUUUUAAACAGGCUUUUAUAAAGAAAAUGUUGGAUAGAAGUUAAGGAUUUAUAGGUAUUGAAAUAUAUAUGAGUUUAAUAUUUUUUUAUUUUAUUUUGAUGUGAUUGGUUUUGGAAUGGAACUUUGUGUUAAAUUACUUAUGCAAUAUUGUAAAUACAUGUAUUCUUUAGUUUAACCAUGCCAUCCAACUUCUAUUUGCUCUGUGUGUGCUGUUUUAAAUACAUUUCAUAAGGUUUUUUACUCCUUUUCUAAGUGUGUAAGAAUCUAGGAAUCCUUUCUCUGACAAAAAUGAAGCAGACCUUUUAUUUUCAUAGAGGAACUGGAUCAAUAGAAUAUACUAGAGGGUAUUAUCAUCCUCCAAGAUUGUUUAUGUGGUGUAGUUUCUCCACUAAUGAGUAAAAUAUUGUGCUUACUAACCUUCGGCUGAUCGCUUGCAAGAGUGGGUGGUGAGACUGCCAACAUUUCAAACUGAUCAUUUGGAAGCUGUUUUUAGGAGAGUUAGUCACAUCAGUGCCACCCAUUCCAAAUGAUGUUCUGAAGAAUUAUUUGCCUAUGUGCAUGAUAAAUGUACUAAACCUCUGCAGAAGAUUUAACCCUGAUGAAUCCUAACUUGUAGGAACAGCACCAGAGCCACCCCUGUUGGAGUAGACAAUUCUGUGAUGUCUUCCUGCUUUAUUGUUGUCUACUUGAAUCUUUCCUUCCUUUUACUUAUCAAGUUUUCUUUUUUAGUCUUGCUUUCUUUUUGUCUCUUUCCUAGCAAAACCCCAUUUACCUGAUAUUUUAAUGAAAACAUACUCUAGAGACUUGGCCCUGCCACAGCAUACAGGACCAUUUUUGAGGUGGUUGUGUUUUUUCUGUUGAUACAAAGUGUGUUUUAUGGUUGCAGUGUUUGAUAAGCUGAGAGGGCCUAAGUGUGUUGAAGCUUCAUCAUUCUCAGUACCAUAAGGGAGGAAACCGAAAGAUCAGCAGAGCUGAUGGCUGUAGAGUCCAAGAUGACUUAGAUGUUUUUUUAAGGAUUGUAGAUUUGAUUUCUUCACCUGGUGGGAUUGGUCUGCAUUUAGCAUCACCAGGAUGCUAAAUUUCUUGUGUGUGUCAGAAUAUAGCUGCACUCAUUGCUUCUCUAGCCAUCAAACAGUGAACCAUAAAGGUCCAGAUAAUGAAUCUUAAAAACUAUGUCUCUGUUCUUAAAUCUCAUGGUCCUUUUGGUCAGGAUAGUCUCAGUCAAAAAAAAAAAAAAAGGAAUACAUCUAAGGCAGUUGUCAAGAGUCCAGCAAAAUAGAGUUGGUAACUGCUGAACUUGAAUUUCUUUGAGAAAACAACUAUUAAUCUGUUGGAUCAAUUGAAAAUGGAGUGCAAGACAGGGAAUCUGGUUUAUUAUGCAUUACAGUGGAAGUUCUUUUUUCUAAUCCCUGACUUUUACUGUAUGUUUAGAAGAGAAUUAAUUAUUGUAUUUAAUCUCAUGUGUUUUCUUGGCUUCCACAGGGUUUGGUGUAUUGUGUCUGAUGUUUGUUCUGAUAAAUUUGAAAGUUUACUGUAAUAUCUCACCCUGGAUUAUCAUUUAGCAAUGCAGGACACAUGCAGGAUGCUUCAAAGUCUGAGAUGCAGGAAUAUACAACAUGUACUCAAAGGAGAGGGUUUCUUAAUCAGAUUUUUUGGGGUUUUUUCUUACUUGAACAUUACUUCAGGAGCCUACUCUAACUUGAAGUUUCCUUGUGUUUGUGGCCAGUUUACUCUUCCAAUUUACACAAGUCCUGCCCUUGAGCAAAGUAGCUUUCCUUCAUAUUGAAUCCAUCAUAUCUUCUCUCAUUGAAAUCACAAACAGUGUCCUUGCAUGACAGCAUCUUCAGUCCCACCAGUGCUUCUCUUCACCCAUUCCAGCCUGAGUCUGCCUGGACUACACUUGCCUAGAUGGAUUUCCCUGGGCUAGUUCACCUUGAUUAAGGCCAUGUAUGAUGUCAGCACUACUUCCCUUAAGAUAUUGGAAGUAACUCUUGAUACAUCCCUAAACCUCAUUUGCUUUUCACAUGACCCCACGUGCUGUCUGCCAUGGGCACCCUUACCAGUGACUUACCAUUACAUCUGAUUCUCUCUGCUCCUUUUUUUUGCCAGCUGCUGACUUACCAGCUGGUCAUGCUUUCCUUUCAAGCACAAUUCUUUAUUUUCUCAGACAUUUUUUUGUACUGCUGUACUCAUCUGCCUCCGGUUACUCCAAGCCUAAAGUAUACGCAUUUCAUUAUGAUUUCUGAAAAGUUGUUUUUAUUAGUACAGUUUUAUCAAAUUAUAUAGGGUUUUCUUGUAGGCUCCACUUUUAAUGUCCUCUGAGGAGGAUAGCUUUCCCCUUUUAGUGAUGUUCCCAAAAUAUUAGCAUCUUUUCUUUAAAAUGUUUUGUCACUUUGAAGUGGUCACAGGCAGUGAUUUAAGAUACCUGUAACUAAAUCUCUUGAGCAGAUGUUUAAAGACAUCUGAAAAUGAGUGUUCAGAACUUGUUGCCUUGUGGAGCUGCUGUUCGUUGUAAUAUGAACCAAAGGUCUUUGUAUUGUGUUAAAUAGACAAACCAGAACAUUAGGAAAAAAGAUUAAAAAUUUUCUUUGCUCACAGCUAGUAAAGUUAGUUUAAAUACCAUACAUGUGGUUUUAGCUGAUGUGACUUUUUAAGCUUGCAUUUCACACAGAAAUACAGCACUUUGCUCCCCACUACCUCUGAAAGUCAGAGACCAGUUAAUUCUUUGUUCUUAAGUGUAAGUUAUAAAAAGGGCCAGUUGAAUGAAUUUUGAUAUAUUCUAAACCAUUGUUUAAUUUUGCACCUUGCUGUCAGUCAAUUUCCUUACUGUAUAUCUAAAUCAAAUAUUUUCUGCUCUAUACAAAAAUACUGUCUUGUGUGAGAUUUAAGGCAGACGUUGCUUUUCCAGGACAUCUGUUUUGCCCAGAUCCCCUCCCUUCCAUCCUAUCUCCCUGCAGACUCUUCUGCUCUUGGAAUUUGCUAUAGGAACCCUCUAGGUAUUGCCACAGUUACAUUCCUCAUCUGCUAACCCUUCUUUGGGCUGCACUGGCUUUUGACAAAGGAAUGUUCCUUUUACUGUUUCAGCCAAGCGUUGUCUUUUCUGGCUGAUGUAUUUUCUAUCAGACAGAGUGUUUUUAUCUGCUUGCCUGUUUUUAUUGCAAGCUCCUUGAGUUUUAUAUGAUGUCAGACAUUAUGAGCAAUAUGAGGAGACCCAGAGAGCAGGGGGGAGUCGGAGCAGUUUCUGAUGAUGAUUUCUUCUGUGCGGUCUUGAGAUAGUCAGUUCACUGCUCUGUAUUUUUCUUUCCUUGCCUGUUUUCAUCCGCCUUGUCUGCUGAGAAAGGCAGCAGCUUCACAGCAUAAGACUUGUGUGUGUUUUUACAGCAGGGCCUGCCUGAAGUUGGUGAUGCUUUCAGAAGCAAAUAUAUUGCAUAUACAGAAAAAAAAAAAUUGUUGGUUAUUUGCUAUGACGGGAACUGGGCAGAGACUGCUGUUUUACCCAUGUUAUAGAGUAAUCUUUGUUCUGAUUUAGGCUAAAACACAUUUUAAUCUUUCACCUGGGGAUUUGUCGAUUGAAAUCCACACUUUGCUAAUAGGGUAAAGUUUUGUUUGACCUUCAUAGAUAAAAUCUGUGCCUGCAGCAUCAUCCAGUUCCAAUAUGCAGUUUUAGAAGUGGGAGGGCUGAUGAUCCAUGACAUGGAUCUUAGUUAAAUUCACUCACCUGUGCAUGUAUAAAAAUAUUUCUCCUUUUUCUUUUUUCUUCCCUGAAAGAAAUUUUAUUUCAGUGCAAACUUUGGCAUCUCAGAAAGGGAGUAAAAAACAAUUUCAUGUUGCUUGGCUUCUUUGUUUUUUUAAGUUGUGUCUCCCCUUUUUUUAGUACUUUUAUUACUAUUGCUGUCUUCCUCAAAUUGUCUUCCUCUGGUAUUCCCAGAUAUGCAAAUCUCUAUCACCACUGUGCUGUGUUUCUGGUGUCCUCCUUCACCUUCUCCCCUGCUCUGCUGAGAUUUCCAGAAAGCUUCAUGUUCUUCUGUAGCCACCGUUGUGUCCAGGUCCCGGCUCCCACGAGCGCUUCUGCUGCCUGUUUGCACUGUGCUUGAAGAACCUUGUCUGUUUUCCAACAACACACAAGCUGUUUUGAGACUUGAUUACAUGUGCUCUUUUGAUUUCCUUGAUCAUUCCUUUUCCCAAGACAUGUUCCAUUCCUCAUACAGGGUUUGCAGCCUUUAGAUCCUUUUGCUUGUUGGAACAAAAGCUGUCUCUAUAGCUCCUUCUAUCAACUGUGGCAACCCCUCGGUUCUGGUUUGUCAGCCAGACCUCUUCUAUCUACCUCUUAAGUGCCCCUACCUUCUACCUGCUAAAUUAUUUAACUUAGAGUUUGUGUUAACCAUUUGUGUGAUUAACAGGUUUAGCUUUGUGAAAUGUUUCAGGAUAGAACUUCAAUUUCCAUACAAAAAUUUCCAUACAAAGCAAAAGUGUUGCAAAUUAUCAUCUCAAAAAGGCUAAAUUUGCCCAAGAAGAUUCCCAGAGACCCAGAUUUCAGAGAUUCCUGGAGAAUUUGGGGAAUUCCCAAAAGCAGAUUUGAUUUUUUGAUAAAACCAUAAAUAGCCCAUGUUAAAAACCAGCAGACAGUGUUGUACAGACCACAGGCUGGAACACUGGAGUUUAAUGGCUUGCUUGGGGUGAUUGAAAAGCAUUUGUUUUAGUUUAUGAGUAAUGUCUGCUAAGUUAAACAGCUGGUUUCUCUUCUCACUUGCAAUUACAAAAUAUUGCAAGCUCUUGAAUUGGAAUUUAUAUGAAAUACUGAAUAAAGCUUUCAUUUGAACAAUCUA